AUGCCCGUCCACGCGGAGCAUCUGACUGUGCCUGCUAAGCCAGUCCAAGUUCGCAGUCUCCAAGUCACAGAUGCAAGUUUCUCAUGGACCGACUCCGACAAGGCUGAGGCCAGAGCAUCGACUCACCAGGUUCUCUUCACCGCAGACUCGUCCUCCGCCGACGGGGCAAAGUACAUCAUUUGCAUUCUGAGAGAGGACCCUGGGACGCCUCCAUCACGCCCUUUCCGCCUCGACCUCCUCCAGACCGACGAGAUACCAGCAGAGCUUCGCAAUGGCCACGUCAUCAGCGGAAUGCCGCCUCACCUACAACCCAGGCCCGACAACAAGGUCGACGUCAUCGUCUCCACGAAAUCCGGCACAGGGCGCGCACAAUCGUUCUGGCAGACCGUGCUGCAGCCUCUCCUCCAAAUCGCAUCCUGCCAAACCCCCCCUGAGCAGUACGGCCUCGUCGUCACGCAAGACGCCCAAAGCGUCCGGCAAUACGCCAAAGUCAUCGGCGACUCUCCUGUCGCCAGAACCAUCAUCCUCCUCAGCGGUGACGGAGGCGUCGUCGACCUCCUCAAUGGCCACGAGCGCGCCCCCAGUGCACCACUCCCGCUCAUCGCGUUGCUGCCCCUAGGCACAGGGAACGCCCUCUUCCACUCCCUGCACAAGCCGUGCUUGAAUGACACGAGUACAACUGGGCCGACGCCGCUCGUCCUCGCCCUCCGUACGCUCUUCCUCGGCGUUGCGGCAAACCUGCCCGUGUUCCAAGCAACGUUCACGCCGGGCUCGCAAAUCGUCACCUACGCCAGCCCGUCGCCCAUCGACAACAGCCAAGCUUCACAGCUCCCGCACAGGCAGCAGGUCUCUUCGCUCUACGGCGCAAUCGUAGCGAGCCACGGGUUUCACGCAAGCAUCGUCUACGAAAGCGACACGCCGUCGCACCGCGUCCACGGGGCAAAACGGUUCGGCAUGGUCGCCCAGGAACUGCUGGGGCUGUCACACGCGUAUAAAGCCCGUCUGGACGUACGGCCUCCCGGUCCUGCUUCUUUGGGUGAGCUCGAGAGGGAUGCACACGAGACGCAUGGCUAUAUUUUGGUGUCGAUGGUGUCAAAUUUGGAGCGUAAAUUUACCAUUUCGCCUGCUUCCAAGCCGCUAGAUGGAAAGCUUCAUCUGGUGCAUUUCGGGGCGGUCAGUGGCCACAGGGCGAUGGAGGUGAUGAUGAAGGCGUACGACGGGGGCAAGCACGUGGGUGUCAAGUGGGAUGAUGGCGAGAGGGUGCGAUACGAAGAGGUUGGCGAGGUGAGGGUUGCGAGUGACGAGGAUGAUGAGCGGUGGAGGGUGUUUUGCGUUGAUGGCACGAUUGUGCAGGUCGAGAGGGGUGGAGGGAUGAGCGUGACGAGGGCGGACAGAGAAUUGUUACAGGUCUUGGUUGACGAGAGGAUUCGUCGGCCUUGA
Molecule: messenger RNA, 1440 nt
Organism: Metarhizium album ARSEF 1941
Lineage: Eukaryota; Fungi; Ascomycota; Sordariomycetes; Hypocreales; Clavicipitaceae
Product: Diacylglycerol kinase, catalytic domain protein
Exons: 1
Coding region: 1-1440 (479 amino acids)
Biological process (GO): sphingosine biosynthetic process
Cellular component (GO): cytoplasm; intracellular membrane-bounded organelle; membrane
Source: RefSeq, a predicted model, not a curated record